Messenger RNA from Linum tenue, 762 nucleotides. The record is from the annotation of a GenBank genome assembly. NCBI's taxonomy places the organism in Eukaryota, Viridiplantae, Streptophyta, Magnoliopsida, Malpighiales, Linaceae.
AUGAAAAAAAUCGAAAAAGAAUCCGACAUGAUAAUCACCUUCUCCAAACGAAAGUCAGGAAUUUUUAAGAAAGUACAUGAACUUAUCACAUUAACUGGCAAUAAGGUGGGAUUUUUGGUCUUUUCUCCUGCAGGAAAACCCUUCAGUUUUGGUCAUCCAUCAUUCAAUGAUAUUGUACUCCGAUACCUGGGCCAACAAACGGAACCCCAAUUACAAUCCUACAAUGGAGAGAUGUUUAUGCAAGCUAGGAUCCAGGAGCUGAACGAGACACAUAACUCGCUACUCGACUUGAUGGAAGAGCAAAACCAGAAAGAUGCGACGUUCAGGCGAAAUCUUGAGGGUAAGCCACUAAAUAACUGGUGGAACAAAGGUGUGGAAGAGAUACAGGUGGGCGAACUUUCAGAUCUUGAAUAUGCCUACUCAGAUCUGUUGGCGAGGGUGGAGAAGAGGAGAAUGGAAAUAGUGAACCUUGGAAAUUAUAUGACUAGUCUUAAUGUCAAUAUGAAUGGUUGUUUCAAUGCUUCCUCUGCUUUUGCUAUGCACCCUUACCAUCACAUAGUGAACAUGGGAUCGAUAGCAACGUCGCCUGUUCAGAGGGUGGAUCAACGACUCAACAUGAUGCCAACGAUGAUGACAACAACGUCUAAUUAUUCGAUAGUUGGUCAAAUGGAUGGUGGAAUCAAUAAUGCACUAGAUCAUCCAUCAUCCUCAUUCGAAGUUCUUCAUUCCAAUGUAUUUGGCUAUGGUCCCAAACCGCUUUAG